This is a messenger RNA of Cotesia glomerata, 5417 nucleotides long. Its product is annotated as cytochrome c oxidase assembly factor 6 homolog. Gene Ontology annotation, cellular component: mitochondrion; cytosol; respiratory chain complex IV. The transcript has 4 exons. The record is from RefSeq and is a predicted model, not a curated record. The coding region runs from base 349 to 5277 and encodes 1642 amino acids. Gene Ontology annotation, biological process: respiratory chain complex IV assembly; tRNA methylation. Lineage: Eukaryota; Metazoa; Arthropoda; Insecta; Hymenoptera; Braconidae.
AAGUUUUUUAAUUCGGGAUUUUUAUUAAAUCCGAGUUUAGAUAACCAAUUUAAAAUAUGUAUCUCUCUAUAGGUAUAGACAUGCAUAUCUAAAUAUAUGUAGUGUUCAAGCAUUUUAUACAUUCAUUUUCACUUAUUUAUGCUCGAGUAUAUGAAACGUGCACGUCCCAACCUCAAAAGCAGCUGAUACAGGGAUAAAAGCACUAUUAAUUCUCCUGAUGAUGAAACUAAUCAUCAAUCAAAGGAUAUUGUAUAAAACAGAAUCAUAAUAUGCUGACGGCUUAUUAAUUAUUGAUAAAUUUUUUAUUUCGAUUAUAUACGAUUAUACUUUAUUUUGAAAAAUACGAAAAUGGAAAGUUUACACGUAACUCAAGAAAUUUCAAAAAAAGAAGAUGAAAAAAUGUUCGACCCAAAUGAUAUAUUAAAAGAAUUGCAAUCAGAUAAAAAUAAUUAUGACGUUGAGAAAGUGAUAAACAAUGAACUAAAAAUUUUUCAGAAAUUAUUAAAUUUUCCAAUGAAAAUCACUAACUCCAACAAUUGGGAGCCGGUUGUAGUAAAAUUAAUCGCAUCAAUAGCUACAAAUAAUAAGAUACGGGAUACAAAAAUAUUACUUGCAUCACAAGUUUGCUUUACAAUCUUAAUCAAAACUAUUUCUGCUUCCGAAUUGAAAAAUAUUCUUGAAAAAUUAUUGAGUCUACAGAUUAAAAAAUUGUUUAUGUUUACUAAAGAGUUUACUAUUCAUGACUUGGAAUUAUUCAAACUUACGAUUAUUCAUGGAUAUUUUUUUGUUAUUAAUCGUAAUUCUCCACUCUUUUUUGAUAUUUGUACAAAUUCAUUUGCAAUAAUACAGAGAAAUUGUUUAGUAUAUUCAAAAUACAAUUAUUUUGCUUUUUAUAUAUUGAAAAUCUGGCUAGAGAAAACGAAGGAAAUUACAUUUUGGCAACAUAAUCAUCCAUCAAUUGAAAAAGAUUUAGAAAUAAUCAUUUUUUCAAGUUGGGAUCAUAGUAUUAGUGAAAUCGCUAAAAUAAAUGCCUUAAAAAUAUUUCCACUUUAUUUGACUAUAAUGAAAAAUAAAUAUCCAGGAUUUCUAGAAUACUCAUUUCAAAUUUGUAAAAAAAAUUUAUCAUGGCAAAGUACGACAAAGUUUACUAUUUUAUCCGAAAUUUGUAAUUUAUGGACCGGCUGCCCCGAUUUCCAUCAUUUAGAGCUAAAAAUCAUUAUUAAGAGUCUUGAGAAGCAUGAUUUGAAACAUGUAUCAACAAAAUUAUAUCUUGCACUUAUUAAUAAAAUAAGUGAAAAUAAAUGGAUUGAAUUAAUUAUAGAUGAGCUGUGUAUCAUUGCAGAAAUAUGGGAAAGAGAAAAUUAUAUAACUCCUUUAAAAAUUUUAUGGGAAUUUUGGAUGAGACCAACGUUGCAUAGAUUCAAUAGCAUUAUAAUACCAUUACUGUGGGCCCGUUUUUGUGCUAAGAAUAUGAUUGUAUGUCAAUCGUAUUUAGCUCGAAAAGCUGGUGAAUUAGGACGAUCAUGGGCGGAAUUAAAUUCAGAAAAUCUGAAAAUUAAUUCUGAAAACCAAUUUAAUACCGUACAGUGGAUUCGCAGUGAAUUUAAUCCUAUUCCUCCAAUUAUAAAUGAUCAACGAGAUUGUGUGAAACUAAAUAUUUUUGCCAUUCAGUGUCAUAAAAAUAAUAGCUACGGAGAUAUAAAUAGCUAUGAAUUGAUAAAACAUUUUUUAUACUUUAAUAUUAAUACAUGUUCAGUUUUAUUGAGAAAAGGAAUAUUCGAUAGUUUCGAAACUCUUCUUCGAAAUACUUUACAAUCGCUGAGCCAAGAAGAUAUCAAUUUUGUUGUAUGGUUAGAUUAUUUAAUUUUAGACUGUUUUGAACCUGGAUCUUGUUAUCAAAGAAAAAUAAUGGGGUUAAAGCUAUAUGGAAUCAUCCUGAAAAGUAUAAGAAAACUAAGCGACAAUUUACUGACACAACAAAUGCAUAACAUCAUUCAAUCUCAUCAUAACAAGUAUCAUUUAUUUAUACUUUUUAAAUUAUGUCUUGAUCCUAUUGACGAAAUAAGGAACGUAUCAUCAAACAUUAUUGAUAAUUAUUUUGAUUUGAGCGUUUUAACAAUUGAUGAAAUUGAUAUGUUGCUGAAAAAAUCAGAAGCUAUGAAAAUUUCAUCAAAGUUUUACGAACUUUGUGGAGGUGUGAAGCUUUUGAUUUUAAUAACGAAGAUUCCUCAAAAGCAAAAUCCAUUCUAUCACAACAAUAAUUUUAUCUUAUAUGAUAAACUGUUUGAAAGUGCUAAUCUAAGUCUUUAUUCUAUUAAAAAUGAUCUUUUAAAAGGCUUAAUUCAAGGAUCUGAUUUUAAUGGAUCGCUAAUGGCUAUCAAAGAAUUAUUUGGCAACUCAAAUAUUUUAAAUGUUUCCGAUAUUUAUUUGGAAAAGUUGAUAAAUCUUUUGGAAGAGUCUGCAGAAUUUUUUAUUUCAGCAUUGUCACCGAAAUCAUCUAAAGUUCAUUACUCUGCAUCAUUUGCAGAAAUAGGAAUAGCAAUAGAUGAAACAAUUAAAAAUAGUGAUAUUAACGACGAGUUUGAUAACCAGUUGCUUUCGCCAGCACAUCAAAUUAUUAUAUCAAAUAUUUGGAUGGCAUUAAAAAAUAUUUGUGAGCUAGCAGCGAAUUUUUCUAUUAAAGUUAAAAAUUUUGAUUACGUUAAGCGCUCACUGGAAUUGAUUAUUUCUGUUUUACUAAAGUGUCGUCAUAAAGGAGCAAUUGAAGCUGCUGGGUGCGCUUUAGGAAUGGCAGUACAAUCAUUAUCUCGGUUUGAAAAAUACACUUGUUUGUUUGACUCAUAUUUAAAUAAAUUAUUAAAUUUAGAUAAUGAUGACAAGAUUAAUUUAACACGACGUGGUGCAGGAUUAUCUAUCAUGUUUCAUAAAAUGGUAGUAAAUUAUAAUAAAGCUACUCGAAGACUUUUACACGUUGCUGUUUGUAAAAUAUUAGAAUCACUAAUUGAUCCAAAUAACAAGUAUAAUAAUGACUCAAAUUCAAAUCAAGAUUCUCCUUCUGCUCGAUUACUUCAUUUUUUACGUUCAAUAGUUGUUGACAAAUCAUUACACGUUGAUUUAGUUCCUUAUAUAGAAACAAUAUCAUUGAUUUGUUUUCAACAUCUACAAUCAUCGGAGUGGGCUAUUAGAAAUGCAAGCCUUCAACUUUUAGGAGCAGUAAUACCUCGAUUAGUAGGUCAAUGUAGUGAUAAUGAACUAAGUUUCGGAACUGGUUACUCUGUGAACCAUUUCGUAACUCAUUAUCCAAAGUUGUCAGAAUUUGUUUUAGAACAGCUCAAGAAUAAUUCUACUUUUAACUUUGAUGGUACAAUUGUUCCUAUUCUUACAUUACUAUCACGGAUGUCUGUUGGUGGUUGCCAAUUCACUGACUAUUCUUCACAUAAAUACAUCAAUGAAUUCAAAAAAUUUCUUCGAAUACUUUUUGGUCAUCCAGUUGAAAACGUCCGAUACUUAGCAGCUAAAUCAUAUGCAGCUUUAAUACCGAAUCAAAAAAUUUACAGUGAAUUACUUGACAUAAAAAUGGAAACUCUUGUAAGUAAAAGUAGAAAUUUUCUUCAUGGACAUCUGUUAGCUCAAAUUUGUUUACAACAAUCUGGGACUUAUACGGUCAUUGAUGUGGAAAAUUUUUCUAAUAAUUUACAUGCAAAAAAAAUUAUUAAAAAAUGCAGUGAUCUUCAAAUCAAAAGAGUAGAUUCGAUGAUUGAUUAUUGGACAAAUACUGAAGAAAUGUGUAAAAAACCUCUCUGUAACAUUAUUGAAACGACAUUUUUACAGAAUUUAAAUAUAUUAUCAAUACAGUAUACUGAUAAAUUGAGUGUCGAAAUUGUAUUGAAAAGCUUUAAUAAAAUUUUAAAAAGUAAAAAAAAUAAAAACCAUAUCGGUGAGCCAGAAAUAAUAAAUUAUUUGUUUAAACUGAUUUUCUCGGUAAUCAAACUUGAAAAUAUCGAUUAUCUUUCCAAAUAUAUCGACCAAACGUACAUUUCUCAAAUUAUUUCAACAGAUAAUGAAGAUAUUAUACAUUAUUUUGUAAAACACUUGCGUCAUGCACUCAAAACGCAAAAACUACGUUUAAAAAAUUUUAAUAAAUCAGAUUUUAUAGACAAACGUUCACAUUUGUUUGAAGCAUUAUUAUCAUACGACUAUUUAAAUAAUCAUGUAUUCAUUGAUUUAGUCAAACUUAUUGUUGAAAUUAUGAAAUAUGAUGGAAAAAAUAGAAACUUAUAUCUUUGUGAAUCAAAUAAUAGCAUUGCUUAUAAAAUAUUUGAAUUAUCAAAAAAACUUUUAAUAAAUAAUAGAAAUAAAAAAGUAAAUCAAUUAGCACACACAUUGAUUGUUUUAUGUAUACAGCACUAUCAUGUAAAAAAUGAAAACAAUUUGGAUCGUUUUUAUGAAAUUCAAAAAAAUCUUAUUGAUAACAUAGUCGACGUAGUCCAUGGUGAUGAUAAAGAAGACAAAAUGUGGGCAAUUGAAUUUUUAUUUGAUUUACCUUUAUUUCAUUUUGAUCAUUUUUCUCAAACUUAUAUAAUAGAAUCGUUAAUUUCAUUAUUGUGCGAUGAAACCAAUGAAAUUCGUAUAAUGGUGGCAGAAAAAUUUCGAAAUUCUGCGUGGUCAACACAAUGGGACAAUAUUAAUCAAUGCUGGUUUAUAGUUUUAAUCGAGUCCGACGAUUUAAUAAAUAAUAGUGAUAAUAAUUUACAUGAUAGAAAAAAUUUCAUCACAAGAGAACUAAAAAGUCCUGAAAUACAUCUUUAUGAAUUAAUUUGUGUACUUGGAUCAUUUAUGUAUCAUAAAUGUAAUAAUCAAGAUGAAUCAUUACAAAUAAUACCAAACGUAAUAGAUAAUUGUAAUAUGAAGUGUAUAUUGAAUACUAUUGAGUAUUUUAUUAAAAGUAUCGAAAAUUCGAUAGUCACUAAAAGUUCUUUGGAAAGUCCUUUUGAUCAUCAUGAAAUAUAUCGCGAAGACAUUAAAAUUUUUCACAUCUUUUUUAAUUGUAUGGCAUCACAAUCAUUCAAGAAACAUGUGUACAAAAAGAAGCAAUACAUUUAUGAAUUAGAUGAAACUGGAUCCAGUUAUUUAGAAUCGUAUAUUUUAAUUUUAACUGAAUUAGAAAAUAAUCAUGUUAAUAAGCUUUCUAUUGUUCUUGAUAUAAAAAGUAAAGAUUACUUAAAACAUCAAAAAACGCAAUUAUAUAGAUUUUUGGAACAUAUUAAAAUACAUUAAGUUUUAGAUAGAUAAAGAAAGGGAUUUAUGGAAAUAAAACAAUGUUUUUUUUUUUUAUUUGAAUUCGAAUUAUUACUUAUUUUCACUCGCCCACAAUCUACCAUUUGGCAAACAUUAAAAUUAAUUCUUAUCACUUAUCC